Acromyrmex echinatior (Panamanian leafcutter ant) is the source of this 580-nucleotide messenger RNA. RefSeq lists its product as uncharacterized. The record is from RefSeq and is a predicted model, not a curated record. Lineage: Eukaryota; Metazoa; Arthropoda; Insecta; Hymenoptera; Formicidae.
CUCCGAUUACUCCAAAUUUUCACCAGUGGACCGCCUAUUGCGGAUGUUCAGUACAACGAACGAUGAGAAGAAAAUAAAUAUGGAGUUAUCGUGGCGCCUUUAUCCCCGACAGAUGUCGGCCCUGACGACAAAUCGCGGACGAUCGAAGCGAUCACGAAUCAUCGCGUCGUUCGAAGGAAUUCCUCUUUUUUUUUUAUUUUUUUUACGCGGGAGGGGAAUGACAUGGCAUUUAUUUCUCGAAAGUACGCGCGGCGGUAAGUCGCGCGACGCCGACCGGCCGACCGGCCGACAGCCGACGACCGAGACGGCGCGCGGGUUGACGCACGUAGUGCCGAGUGCGUCGUAUCACGCUGACCACGCACGCGAACGUCGCGUCGACUCACGCGGUCUAUUUACACCGCGGCGCGACGUGAUUGGCCCGGAGAGACGGCUGGAGACGGCUGGCGCAGCUGACACAUGCGCGUGCCGACGUGCGUCAAAACAAAGCACGGCAGCGCUGCCCUCCCGGCAGCAUUUUAUCGCGAUUGUCCAUAGCGGCAGGUUGCAUUGUAGCGUUGCUCGAGUCGAGUCGUGAGCGUCC